AUGAGCACCUUCCAAUCCGUGAGCGACGACAGCGAGGGCGGCGCGCUCGUCGUCUCGUCUGGCGGCGACGUCGAGGCGCUCGCCGGCCCGCUGCCGCUCGACGGCGACGGCCUGCUCGCCCUCGACGUGGCCCUCGCGCUCGCGGACGGGUCGCUGCUGCCGCUGGUCCCGCGCGGCAGCGCGCUGCCCGCGUCCGCCGAGGCGCUGCUGACGACCGCGGCCGACGGCCAGACGGCGAUCGACGCGCUCGUCGUCGCGGCCGCGCGGCCGACGACGGCGGGCGCGGCGCGCCUCGCGCUGGCGUCGCACGCCGUCGCGCCGGCGCCGCGGGGCCGCGCGCAGGUCCUCGUCCGCGUGCAGUGCCGGCCGCGGCUCCUGCGCGCGCGGUUGAGCGACGUCGGCCCGCCGGACCGCGCGACGUCCGCGACGGCGCUCGACGCCGCGCCGCCGCCCGCGGCGCCUGCGACGCGCCUCCCGGCGCGCUGGCGCGCCGACGUCGGCGCGCCGCACGCGGCCUACUACUUCGCCGGCGUCGCCGUGGAACUCGAGCAGCGCGCGCCGCGCGCCGACGGCGCGGCGCCCGAGGGCGUCGGCGGCGACGUCGACGCGAGCUACACGGCGUCCCGCGUCUGGCCCGCGGCCUACGAGCUCGCGCGCCACCUCGAGGGCGGCGCCGUCGCCGGCGCGCGCGUGCUCGAACUCGGCGCGGGCGCGGGGCUCUGCGGCCUCGCGGCCGCCGCGGCCUUCGGCGCGGCGGCGGUCGUGCUCAGCGACCUGCCGGAGAACCUGCCGCUCCUCGAGCGCAACGCGAAGCGCAGCGGCGCCGCCGGCGUCGCCGUCGUCGCGCUCGACUGGCUCGCGCCGGACCUGCCGGAGGACCUGCCGCCGGCCGACGUCGUCCUCGCGGCGGACUGCGUCUUCUGGCCCCACCUCUUCGACCCGCUGCUCGACACGCUCGGCCGGCUCCGGCGGCGCAACCCGGACGCGACGCUCCUCAUCAGCUGCACGCACCGCCUCGGCCGCACGGCCGAGUUCCUCCGGCGCGUCGCGGCCCGGGGCUGGGUCGCCGCCGCCGCGCCGAGGCCCGACCGGCCGGGCGCGGCGAACACCGACGUCUACGAGCUCCGCGUUCCGUAA
Messenger RNA from Aureococcus anophagefferens, 1137 nucleotides. RefSeq lists its product as hypothetical. The transcript has a single exon. The record is from RefSeq and is a predicted model, not a curated record. The coding region runs from base 1 to 1137 and encodes 378 amino acids. Lineage: Eukaryota; Pelagophyceae; Pelagomonadales; Pelagomonadaceae.